Messenger RNA from Engraulis encrasicolus (European anchovy), 5111 nucleotides. RefSeq names its product serine/threonine kinase 11 interacting protein (gene stk11ip). Gene Ontology annotation, cellular component: cytoplasm. Gene Ontology annotation, biological process: intracellular protein localization. The record is from RefSeq and is a predicted model, not a curated record. Gene Ontology annotation, molecular function: protein binding. The transcript is spliced from 27 exons. Lineage: Eukaryota; Metazoa; Chordata; Actinopteri; Clupeiformes; Engraulidae. Bases 125 to 4171 code for a protein of 1348 amino acids.
UGUCAACAGUGUUUUGAAAGAGCAGAACAACAGAGUGUGGUUUUCUAGCGGAAUAUAAUUUUCAAGGACAUGUAAGCUGGUGCCUGCUUCUUUGUGCAGAUGUCCGUUUGUCUGUCGUCUAAGGAUGUCUACUCUGCCAGGCAGCGGGAAUCAGUCCACGCUGGUCCACCGGCUGGCAACACUGCUGAGGAACUAUGGUGACUGUGUGUUGGAUGGCAGCAGUACCCUGACUCUCCAGGCGGCUCACCUGCAGCACCUGACCAGGCUGUUUGAGCAGCACCUGGUGUCCCGUACCAACCAGCAUGGCUUCCUGGCCCUGCCCUCGCACCCCGCAGACACCGCCUCACUGCUGCAGGUGCAGGGGCUCUUUGAUAUGCUGCAGAAGACACUCUCCCUUAAGCUUGUCAUACCUGCUGGUUCUAGACUGCAGUCUGUGGUCAAGAUCUUCCCAUUCAAGUCACUAAAACACCUGGAGUUGAAGCGUAUCCCCCCUCACUGUCUGGAGGGUCUGAGGGGGGUCUACUCUCAGCUGGAGAUCUUUACCUGUUCCAAAAGCCUCACCUCGCUAGAGGAGCUGCUCUCUCUCUGUGGGGGAGAUCUGAGCUCAGCUCUGCCCUGGCUGGAGCUACACACACUCAACUUCAGCUACAACUCUAUCACCUGCCUGGACGACUCACUGAGUCUGUUGAAUGUCCUGAGGUCUCUGGAUCUGAGCCACAACAGGAUCCAGGACUGUGCUGAGUUCCUCAAGCCCCUGAGUGAGUUGGAGUAUCUGAAUAUUUCCUACAAUAACCUGCAGAGGGCGCCACAGCUGGGUCCGAGUGCCAGAAUAAAACUGAGCGUCCUUGUACUGCGCAACAAUGAACUGGAGACUAUUAAUGGCCUGGAGCACCUCAGCUCUCUGCAGCAUCUGGACCUGGCCUACAACCUGCUAUUGGAGCACUCACAACUCGCACCCCUCUCACAGCUACACACCUUACAUACGUUGAUCUUGGAAGGGAAUCCGCUGUUCUUCCUGAAGACUCACCGGGCCUGCACCGUUCGACACCUCUCCCCAAGGGCAGCCUUCCAGCGGCUCCGGCUGGAUGGCUGCCCUCUCUCUACCUCAGAACUAUCAAUGCUGCCCAAACCGGGACAGCUGAUUGGCCAGAUGGUCCAGGCACCAGCACAGGUUGCCGUGGUAGCAGUGGUAGGCGGGGUGAUGGGGGCGGAGCCUGCCUCUCAGGACCAAUCAAGCGGAGCUGGAGAGUUGAGUGACAGCGUGUCCGUCAGCGAGGCCGUAGCAGUCUCAAGACUACGCAAGAGGAAGUCAAAGGGUAAAGUCAGGGUACGGAGGGCCAGCAUUUCCGAGCCCAGUGACACUGACCACGAAGUCCGAGUGGGCUCUAGUUUACAAGAUACAAUAGUACUUCACCACCAGAAGGACAUUGAGCGCAUGGACAGCUUCCGAGACAAGCUGGGGGAGGACUGGCUCCGCUACCAGCACCACUUGGAGCCCUCCAGCUCCACCCCACCUCAGACCUCCACAGCCCCCACAGCCAGAACCAGCAACACCUCCACCCCAGCCCCAGCCCCUGCCUCCACCCUGCGGCCCCCCACCCCAUCUCAGACUGGUGUCACCACCCUACAUCCAUCCACUCCCAGCUCAACCUCAACAUCAGCCCAGCAUGGUGUGUCUACCCAGCGAACCCCCUCCCCGUCUCUAUGUGACGGGCCCUAUUCGUCCACCCCUAACGCCUCCACGGUCGUCUUCCCUGUGACCCCCCAGCUGGUCCCCAAUGGCCGCUGCACCCCCACCCAGACUGACACCCCUGUCACCGUCACUGCCACUGCCACCCCUCCACCUCAGUACCUCAGUACGGAGAGGACUGCCUUAGCCGACGCCUUGUGCAGCGUCGUGUCCCCCCCACUGGCGCCAUUGUCAUCAAAUGUGAGGGACGGAGUUGGUGGCGGCGGUGGGGGUGGCGGCGAUGUGGACAUGGACACAGAGUCCACCCUGAGAUGGGACCGCUCGACAGCCUCCACACUCGAGGAGAGGAGCGGAACUCUAACCAACACCACCACGCAAUCGCUCUCGCCGCGAGAUGAAGAGCGGAAUGAGGAAGAGGAGGAGGAGGACGAUACAGGAGUGGACCUGUGUCUGCCGCUGCUGGUGGGUGUUGCCGUGGAGGAUGAAGAGUGUGAAGAUGAUGAUGGUGGUGGUGGUGAUGAUGGUGGUUACAGCAGCGUUGUGAUGAGGAAGUCCCGUGGUCCCUUGUUCCUGCGUGUUCGCCAGGGGGUCCUACUGGAGGUGGACAUGACCAGGGGACGCGUCAGGAGACGAGUGGAGAUGGACAACCUGCACCACAUGAGUCGCACACACACGCCCUGGGGAGACGACAAGGAGCAGGGUGAGGGUUUGCCAUCUCUAACUCUUCACUUCAGCUCUUUGAUUCGUCAUCGCCGCCAGAGAUGCUAUGUAAUGCUGGACGACAACCCACAACAGGCCCUACAGGACCUAUGGGAUAUCCUGUCCCGUGUGGUGGAGGAGAAUAUGAGGCGUGCAGAGGGCAGCCGUCCCGCGGGGAUGAUGCUGAAGUGCCUACGCUGCAGAGCCGAGUUCCCUCCCCCUCACACAAUGGGGACCCAAGGCUAUGUGGGGGUCACAUGGGGCCCCGAGAGAUCCAAUGGGGACACAGGAGGAGGAGUGGAGGAGAAGGAGGCAGAGGAUGGAGAGAACACCAAUACCAACAUAGAGGACUCAACAGGAAGUGGUGUGAAUUGCCCAGAAUGCAACAGUGAUCAUGUGGUCCAGCUGGCUGGCCAAUCGGCUCCUUUAAGCAGUACACCCAUCCCCAGUGACGCAGAGGAGGGUGGAGAAAAGAGGCGAUUCUCCUUCAGUGAUACCGACACACCAAAGAAGCCUUCGCGAAUCACCAGUAGCCAGAGUGAGUCUUCAUUGGCCGGCAGCGAUCACUUGGCCACGGGCGAGCCAAACACAACCUUCCUGACGGCAUCGAGCAGCCUAUCGCAGCCUGGCGAUCGGGAUCGCCGUGACGACGAGGACUACGGGUGGGCCGAUCAAAGCACCUCUCAGCCUAUCAGCUACCACACGGCAGAUGGAGCGGGAGAGACCAACACGGACCUCAGCUGUCAAUCAGAGAGCCAGGACGAGCAGGAGCUGGGGGGAAGCUACAGCUACGGAGUCCCGCAGGUCACACAGGACUCACAGCUCACUCAGGGGGACACGACCGACGGAGCAUGCCCAGUACCCUUUGACCUUUUAUGUGAGGACUAUGAGGCCGUGGACCACCGUCUGAAGCUCUUCCUGGAUGUGGAGGUAUUCCAGGCAGAGGAGGAGCUACACAGCUUUCUCAAGAUGUCCACGGUGAAGUUUGGAGACCCUGUGGAGUUCCCAUCGUUGCUGGUGGUAACUGAUCAGGCCCUCUACAUCCUACACAUCACAGCUGAGCCACAAGGGCAGCCAUCCGAUUGGCUGGAGAAGCGCCAUAGGCACCGCCUCUGUGAGAUGAGUUACCUGGAGAUUGGCCUGGGCUCCCAGAGCAUGCACCUGGAGUUCGCAGACACCAACACACACACCUGCGCAUACACACUGCUCGUGCGGGACCCGGGACGCUGCAAACGCUACUUCAGUCACCUAACAGGCAUCGUGAGGGAGUUGGCACCAAGGUCAGACAGCAAGCUGAAGGGCAUCUCAACCACCAGACUCACACCAGCACACCACCUCUGGCCUAUGGUAUGUGAGGGUUCUCAGGGUCAAGAGGACGAGGAUGACAGUCAACCCCAGUUCAUCUACACACUGGCCUUCAUCAACCAAGAUGACUCUGUGGUCCCUGUGACUGUGCUGGCCACACGGGAAACCCUGUACAUGCUGGACGAGGACCACCAAUGGAGCAAGAGCCAGCAGCAACCCACCAAUGAGAACGCAGAGACGGACAGUGGGCGGGUCACUGUGCGAGAGACUCAACCAAUCAGUUGUGUCAGCUCAGUGCAGCUCUUCUCGUCCAAUGCCUGCAGACUAGACGUGAAGCUCUACGAUGAGGUCCUGAAGCAGGAGUGUGUGUGGCGUCUUCAGAUGGAGUGUGUCGAGUGUGUGACGUCAUUGCUGGACUGGGUACGCAGGCAGUGGGAGGCCAUGUUCGGAGUCAAGCUCACCACACACACCAGCUGAGGAAGACCUUAAUGCUCUUCAUCAUCAUCAGCAGCAGCAGCAACAGCAUCACCACCAGCUGAAGCUGAGAAUGAGGAUCAGAUCUUGGGAGUUUAAAGCACGUCCAAAUUGCUAUCAUAAUCAUCAUCUCCACACACGCCAGCUGAGGUGGAUAUUCAACCUCCUCCUCAUCCUCCUCCUCUUCGUCCUCCUCCUCUCUUUCUUUUCUCCUUCUCCUCCUCCUCCUCCUCCUCCUCCUCCUCCUCCUCCUCCUCCUCCAGUGACUGCCCAACCUUCACCAGCUCAGCUGCUUAAAUCUCCAUCAUCGGCAUCUUUCUUGUCAUCAUCAUUUUCCUCUUCAUCCUCAUCCUCAUCAUCACCACCAUAGUCUUCCCCAGUCCUCAUCAGUAAACUCUUCGGUCUUCAGUGAACCUCUCUACAGACUUUGUGACUCUUUUCCACAGAAAUGGAGUCUACACCCGUCCUUAAGCACCUGGAUGUGUUUUUCUUUUAUUUUAGCAUUUUUUUCUUUUUUACUACUUUCCCCAUUUCGUUUUUCUUUUCUUUUCUUUCUUUCUUUUUUACUUUAUAUUGCUGCUCUUUGUCCUUUUCUCUAUAUCUCUCUCUCUUUCUUUUACCAUCUUCCUUUUCCUCACAUAUUCUUUUUCCUCUAGCACCCUGUCAUUCCCAGUUCAAAUUUUACACUCUCUCUUUCUCUCUCUCUCUCUCUCUCUCUCUCUCUCUCUCUCUCUCUCUCUCUCUCUCUCUCUCUCUCUCUCUCUCUCUCUCUCUAAUACCUGGUUUCCUGUCAGCUCUCCUUUUUAAUAAAAGCUGAUCUGUUAUACUUGGCUGCAGGAAGCGCGGCACAAAUCGCCGGAAUGAAACCGCUCGGUGGAACGGCCCUGGGUAACGAAAAAAAGGACCCUGAGGCAACACACACAAACACACACACACACACACA